AUGUCUUCAAAAUACGUCAAGCGGGUGUCCCUCUUCAAGGUGCCCAAGGAAGAUGACAUUGACGCCAUUCUCGCAGAGUACCAAGUCCUGCGAAACACUGCGCAAAAGGAUGGGAAACCUUACAUCGUCUCCAACGAGGCCUCUCGCGUCAUCAACUCGUCGGAGGAGCGAAGUCAAGGGUACACCGUGAUUGCCGUCACGACGUUCAAGUCACGCGAAGAUGUCGACUACUACGACAAAGGGUGUGCGGCGCACAAGAAGCUGAGAGAGUUCAUCUCCACGAGAAGGACCGGGGUUGCGACGGUACACUUUGAGAGCGAUCUUGGGCCGUGA
Fonsecaea nubica is the source of this 333-nucleotide messenger RNA. RefSeq lists its product as hypothetical. NCBI's taxonomy places the organism in Eukaryota, Fungi, Ascomycota, Eurotiomycetes, Chaetothyriales, Herpotrichiellaceae. The record is from RefSeq and is a predicted model, not a curated record. Bases 1 to 333 code for a protein of 110 amino acids. The transcript has 2 exons.